Indicator indicator is the source of this 3698-nucleotide messenger RNA. It is a transcript of the gene FILIP1L, whose product is annotated as filamin A interacting protein 1 like. The transcript is spliced from 4 exons. The record is from RefSeq and is a predicted model, not a curated record. The coding region runs from base 1 to 3393 and encodes 1130 amino acids. Lineage: Eukaryota; Metazoa; Chordata; Aves; Piciformes; Indicatoridae.
AUGCGUUCCAGAAGUAACAGCACAGAAAGCCCAACCAGACCAAAGCUGAGCCAGCAACGACCAAAAGACCACCAUGAAGAAGAAGUUGGUUAUAGUGGGAAAGGAAACGUGCAAAGAAGGCUGGAGGAGGAUGCAGCCGAAGCUAGUACCAUCCUAAGAAGUCCUAAACCAGAGAAAAAACAAACAAGUUCUUUCAAGAAAAGAGAGGAUCUCUCUCGUGAUGACUUGCUGUUUCUUCUUAGUGUCCUUGAGGGUGAACUACAGGCUCAAGAUGAAGUUAUAGGAGUACUUAAGGCUGAAAAAAUUGACUUGGCUUUACUUGAAGCACAAUAUGGCUUCGUUACUCCCAAGAAGGUGUUAGAGGCUCUCCAGCGAGAUGCUAUUCAAACAAAGACUGAGCAAUGGCAAGAAGAUAUCUAUGAAAAGCCCAUGGGAGAGCUUGAUAAAGUUGUAGAGAAACAGAAAGAAACUCACAGACGAAUGCUGGAGCAACUUCUAAUGGUAGAAAAAUCACACAGACAGACACUGAACGAACUAGAGGAAGAGAAGAGGAAGCACAUCAAAUACAUGGAAAAAAGCGAUGAGUUUACAAACUUACUGGAGCAAGAACUUGAAAGAUUGAAAAAGCUUCUGGAACAAGAAACAGCAUAUCAGGCAAAAAAAGAGAAGGAAAGCAACAAGAAAAUAGCCAAACUGAAAGAAGAAUUGACUAAACUGAAAUCCUUUGCUUUAAUGGUGGUGGAUGAACAGCAAAGACUUACUGAGCAAUUGAAUCAACAAAGUCAAAAAAUUCAAGAAUUAAUCACCUCUGCAGAACAAGCACAUAAGAAGCUGGCUUUUGCUGAAGCAAAAAUUCAAGAAGAAGGACAGAGAGCUAGCAGGCUGGAGGCUGAACUUCAAGUUCAAAGUGCUAAGACUUGCCAAGACCAAGAAGCAAUGAUGGCCAAGCUAACUAAUGAAGACAGCCAGAAUCGUCAGCUUCGGUUAAAAUUAACUGCUCUCAGCCGACAAAUCGAUGAGCUGGAAGAGACCAACAGAUCUUUACGAAAAGCAGAGGAAGAACUGCAAGACCUAAGGGAUAAGAUAAAUAAGGGAGAAUGUGGGAACUCUGCACUUAUGACUGAAGUAGAAGAACUACGGAAACGACUGCUGGAGAUGGAAGGAAAAGAUGAGGAGCUUAUAAAAAUGGAGGAUCAGUGCCGAGAACUUAAUAGAAAGUUAGAAAAAGAAGUAUCACAGAGCAAGAACCUUAAAGGGGAAGUUGACAAACUCAACAAAAGAAUCAUGGAGCUGGAAAAAUUAGAAGAUGCUUUCAACAAGAGUAAACAGGAAUGUUACUCCUUAAAAUGCAACCUAGAAAGAGAAAAAAUAUUAACAAAGCAGUUGUCCCAUGAGCUGGAGGGCUUGAAAGCUAGAGUUGGUGAGCUUGAAGCAAUUGAAAGCAAGUUAGAAAAAACUGAGUUUACACUUAAAGAAGAUUUAACAAAACUGAAAAGUCUAACAGUGAUGCUUGUGGAUGAAAGAAAAACUAUGGGAGAAAAAAUAAAGCAAACAGAAGAAAAGCUGCAAGCUGCAACUUCUCAGCUUCAGGUGGAGCAAAAUAAAGUGAUGACCAUUACAGAAAAACUAAUUGAGGAAAGUAAGAAGGCACUGAAAUCAAAAUCUGAUGCAGAGGAAAAAGUAUCCUGUGUUACAAAAGAAAGAGAUGAACUGAAAAACAAACUCAAAGCAGAAGAGGAGAAAGGAAGUGAUCUUGUUUCCAAAGUGAAUAUUCUAAGAAAAAGACUUCAGUCACUGGAAGCUGUUGAAAAAGAGUUUCUUAAAAAUAAACUUAAAGACAGUACUAAAUCCAGCACCUCCUUGCAGCAGGAAAACAACAAAAUCAAAGAGCUGUCUCAAGAAGUUGAGAGGCUUAAGCAGAAACUGAAAGAAAUGAAGGCCAUAGAAGAUGAUCUUAUGAAAACCGAAGAUGAAUUUGAGUCUCUGGAACGAAGAUAUAUCAGUGAACGGGACAGAGCCAAGCUCCUAACAGAGGAGCUGGAGGCUGUGAAAAUGGAAGUGGCUAGGUAUAAGUUAACAGAAAAGGCAGAGUCCAAUCAAGAGCAGCGCCUUUUUAUGAAGCUCAGAGAAGAGGAAGCUAAAUCAAGUCAUCUUUCCAGAGAAGUAGAUGCACUGAAGGAGAAAAUUCACGAAUACAUGGCAACGGAAGACCUAAUAUGUCACCUCCGAGGUGAUCACACAGUCUUACAGAAGAAACUCCUCCAGCAGGAAAACAAGAACAGGGAGUUAGCAAGAGAAAUGGAAACUCUCACAAAAGAAUUGGACAGGUACAGACGCUUCAGCAAGAACGUUAGGCCUGGGCUCAAUGGAAGGAGAAUUUCUGACCUGCAAGUUUUUUCUAAAGAAGUCCAGACAGAUCCAGCAGACAAUGAACCACCCGAUUAUAAAACCCUCAUGCCUUUAGAGAGAACAAUCAUAAAUGGGCAGCUGUAUGAAGAUGGUGAUAACGAGAAUAAAGACAACAAUGAGGUGGAACAAACAGUGUCUUUCAAAAGCAAUUCAUCCAGUGCAAAUGCAGUGAACAAAAAAUUAUGGAUCCCUUGGAUGAAGUCCAAAGAGAGUCAACCUCAAAAUGGAAAGACACACACAAAGCAAAACGGAAAUUGUGCACAGACUGGAGACUUCGUGCUAAGCCAUACACCUGGCCAACCUCUUCACAUAAAAGUAACUCCAGACCAUGGACAGAACACAGCAACACUUGAAAUAACCAGUCCUACCACUGAAAGUCCUCACUCCUACACAAGCACAGCAGUCAUACCCAACUGUGGCACUCCAAAGCAAAGAAUAACCAUUAUUCAAAACGCCUCCUUGACGCCUGCAAAAUCAAAAGCAGCAGAGGGUUACACGAGCCCGGAGCAUGUCAUUUCUCCUAUUACUAUGGCUACUUUUUCAAGAUCUCAGACUCCUGAAUCAUGUGGUUCUUUAACUCCUGAAAGAACAAUGUCCCCUUUGGCUUUACCAGGCUCAAGUUCUCAGGAACAAACGCUCUCCCCAGAGCCUCUAGAGAUGGGAGCCAAGCACACUGUUUUUAGAGUAUCCCCAGACAGGCAGUCGUCGUGGCAGUUUCAGAGAUCUAACAGUACGGGAUCAAGUGUCAUAACUACUGAGGAUAACAAAAUCCACAUCCACUUAGGAAGUCCUUACGUCCAAGCUCUCGCCAAUUCCAAGCCCACCAGCCCUUGUAACCCAGUGCAAGACAACAGAACUCCAGCACUAGCUAAUGGCCUACCCAGUAAGCCCACCAAUAAAAUCACCAGCAGUAUUACUAUCACACCAACAGCCACUCCUCUCCCACGGCAAUCACAAAUUACAGUAAGUAAUGUCUAUAACUGACCCCCAUCCAUGCUGACAUCCUUACCAGCAACCCAUCCUGUUUUUUCAUCCCAGCAAGAAUUAUUUGGAGCAACCCCUUUACUUUGGGAGAGAUCUGUGCAUGAACUAUACAACAGUAUAUGGAACUAACCUUAAGGUUUGCCUGCUUAGUGUUAUCAAGUGUGCACUUACUGUAUAUCUUCUCACUGAAAUACAGUUAUGUAAAAUAUUUAGUCUUGCACUUGUAUAAAUGCAUCUUUUAUGUAUUUCCAUUUUCAAAAUAACUCACUUUUGACUGCAAUUUGCCUUGGUAAAUGACUUUAACA